AUCUCAUAAUAAAGAGACUCAGGUGUGGAAAUCGUUUGUUUGAAUUAGUCAUUAUUCAACAUUUAUGUGAGUUUUUCGAUUUCGUUAAUUAAUUAUUGCAGUGGAAAUGGCGGAUUUUCGUCCUGACAUGAUCUACUUUGAUGAGCGUGGUUACGAAAAACAUCUCUAUUCCAUUGAAAACGUCUACCUUGAUGACCUGGAUAAAUUUCCAGCACUUGUUGAUGAGCCGAGAGCCUCAAAUGAAGAAGCGGAUGAGGAACUGGCGUACGUUUACCGGAAUGUUAGAGAUGCUAUUUAUUAUUACGAAGUCACGAGCGAUUCUCCCUCUUUCUUACUGAAAGAAAAGACCGCGACGGUCAGGAAGGUGGUUUACAAAAAUCUUGGAAUACCAAAGGAUCUUCGAACAACCAAUUACAAUAGCAGGGCAUUUUUGGCGGCAAAAAAAAUCCGCUCCCGUUUGCUUGUGGUGGGAUACGUGGAAGCACGCCCUGUCACCUCAGGCUCUUGGUACGUGCAGGAUCCUGAUUUCAUGAAUGACCCUUUACCGUGCGUGAGCGCAGAGCGUGUCGCAGUCAAGUGUGGUAUCUCCGCCAUUUGGGUAAAGCAAAGCUUCCGCAGGCGAAAAAUCGCGACUACCCUUUUAAACUUGGUCAAAGAGCGUAUGUUUGAUGAAGAGCUCACUUGGCAGGACAUCGCAUUCGCUCACAUCCACUUCUCCGGGAAGCGAUUUGUCCAAAGUUUCUUCCUUAAACAAAUGGAUCCUGAAAAGGAUGCGGACAAAAGAUCGACUCCUGCAGAAAAUGCGGAGAGAGAGAAUUGAUGCGAAAUCAGUCGUUGAUGGCUCCAGCCCAACGAUCAUGACAGAAAGAAAGUUUAUGAAAAAGUCAAAAAUAAUGUUGAUUUCGUGAAUUAGCGACACCAGAGUAUGAUUAUUUCAGUGCAAAUAAAACAAUCUAAACCUGUAUCAAUCUUUAGGCCGCUUUCCAUAAUCAAUACACCGCAUAAAAAUUUUCAGGUCAUA
Molecule: messenger RNA, 1021 nt
Organism: Bemisia tabaci
Lineage: Eukaryota; Metazoa; Arthropoda; Insecta; Hemiptera; Aleyrodidae
Biological process (GO): mitotic sister chromatid cohesion
Cellular component (GO): chromatin; nucleus
Molecular function (GO): protein-lysine-acetyltransferase activity
Source: RefSeq, a predicted model, not a curated record